AUGUCAACCGGAAUACCACCAAUUAGCACCAACCUCAACAUCGAGGCCACAAACAUCCAAACCGCUCCCGGCGUCUCCCUUAGCGACAACCAAAAGACGAUCGUCGGCUCCGUCCUCGACCUCUUUGCCGGCCGCCCAUCUCUCCCCAAGCUCGCCCUCUGGCGAGACGACGCCACGUUCGCAGACCCCCUGACCAUCGCGACAGGCCGCGAACGCUUCUCCGCACAGUGGUACGGCCUGCAACAAGCCUUCUCGGAGAUUGAACGGCAACAUCACAGCGUGACGGAUGCGGGGAACCCAAUUCUGCUCGACCUGAAGUCGCGGUACGUGAUUAAAGGUAUCAACAAGGAGCAAACGAUUCAGAGCGUCGUGGCCAUCCACACGGAUGAGCAGGGCAAGAUCACGAAGGUGGAGGAUAAGUGGGAUGGGAAGCUUCCUGAGGGAAGCAUUGCGAAUGUGAGUUCUAUAUUUCGAUUGUUAAGUCCGGUGUGGUGGGUGAAUUACUACAUUGCGUGGGCGUUUUGGGUGUGGAGCUUUGCGUGGGAGACUCGGGCUUGGAAUGCUUUCAGACAUUUGAAUGCGGUUACAGUCCCAAAGAUUGUUUCGGUGCCGAAGACUGCGGAGGAGGAUGCUAAGAAGGGUAAUUAAAUCGCAUGCUAUGAUGAAUGGUUCGUUACUCAAUAUAUUCAUUUAAUC
Aaosphaeria arxii CBS 175.79 is the source of this 696-nucleotide messenger RNA. RefSeq lists its product as uncharacterized. The transcript is spliced from 3 exons. Lineage: Eukaryota; Fungi; Ascomycota; Dothideomycetes; Pleosporales. The record is from RefSeq and is a predicted model, not a curated record. The coding region runs from base 1 to 648 and encodes 215 amino acids.